GCCGCAGCAGCGACUGUUGGCGGCCGGUGAAGCGGGCGGGGCCGGCGGCGAGGAGGCGGGGUCCCGGGCGAGCCGCCCUGGGGAAGGCGGGGGCCGUUUCCAUAGCGGCGGCGGCGGCAGGAGGUGUCGCGCCGGGGAACUUCCUGGUUCCCGGGCUCGGCUUCGCCGGGAGCCUCCUGGAAGGGAGACAAUGGGGCGGAGGGCACUGCGGUAGCCGCCGCCACCGCGCCGGACCCGCUCGGUCUCCCGCGACUGGCCGCCGCCGGGACCACCCAGAGAACAGGAUAUGUAUUCCUCUGAGAAAGCCUGGACAGUAGAUCUUGGUUUAAUACUGGACUGGGACAACACACAGAGACUUUUCCAGUCAUGAAUUCGGACCAGGAUGUAGCACUCAAACUUGCCCAGGAACGAGCUGAAAUAGUUGCUAAAUAUGACAGAGGACGAGAAGGUGCAGAAAUCGAGCCUUGGGAAGAUGCGGAUUAUCUUGUUUACAAAGUCACUGAUAGAUUUGGCUUUUUACAUGAGGAGGAGCUCCCAUAUCAUAAUGCAGCUGUGGACCGGCAAAAGCAGCUGGAAAUUGAGAGAACUACCAAAUGGCUGAAAAUGCUGAAAGGAUGGGAGAAAUACAAGAAUACUGAGAAGUUUCAUAGACGAAUUUACAAAGGAAUUCCACUCCAGCUCCGAGGUGAAGUCUGGGCUCUUCUUCUUGAGAUCCCUAAGAUGAAGGAAGAAACAAGAGACCUUUAUAGUAAAUUAAAACAUAGAGCACGGGGUUGUUCACCUGACAUCAGACAAAUAGACCUUGACGUGAACCGCACAUUUAGGAACCAUAUUAUGUUUAGAGACAGAUAUGGUGUUAAGCAACAAUCCUUAUUCCAUGUUCUUGCUGCAUAUUCUAUCUAUAAUACGGAAGUCGGGUACUGUCAGGGGAUGAGCCAGAUAACAGCCCUACUCCUCAUGUACAUGAACGAGGAAGAUGCCUUCUGGGCCCUGGUCAAACUCUUCUCCGGCCCCAGACACGCUAUGCAUGGCUUUUUUGUCCAAGGUUUUCCUAAACUCUUGAGAUUUCAAGAACAUCAUGAAAAAAUUCUGAAUAAAUUUCUGUCCAAACUUAAGCAACACUUGGAUUCUCAAGAAAUCUACACAAGUUUUUAUACAAUGAAAUGGUUUUUUCAGUGUUUUCUUGAUCGAACCCCCUUUAUGCUGAACCUCAGGAUAUGGGACAUCUAUAUCUUUGAAGGAGAGAGGAUUCUUACAGCUAUGUCUUACACAAUCUUGAAAUUACACCGAAAACAUCUAAUGAAGUUGUCUAUGGAAGAACUUGUAGAAUUUCUUCAGGAGACUCUCGCCAAGGACUUUUUCUUCGAGGAUGAUUUUGUAAUAGAGCAACUUCAGGUUUCAAUGUCAGAACUAAAGCGGGCAAAAUUAGAUCUCCCAGAGCCUGGUAAGGAGGAUGAAUAUCCAAAGAAACCCUUGGGGCAACUUCCACCUGAGUCUAAUUCUGCUUGUAUUAAUCAGUUGAGCAAUGGACAAAGAAGUGUUGGCAGGCCCAGCCCCCAAAUAAGCAGCAGAAGAGAAGGAGGAUCGCCUCACAAAAAACAUGAGCGUUCCCCUGCCCAGCACAGCAGAACUGGUACACCAGAAAGAGUUGGGCAAGCCCGGCAGAAGUCAGCGGAUGAUGACAGUCAAAGUCUGAAGCAUGAGGCAGGUUUUCAGAGAAGACCUUCAGUGGGCCCACAGGACAGUUCCAGGCACUAUAACCAUGCAGCUGCUAACCAAAAUAGCAAUGCGAUUUCAAACAUCAGAAAGGAGUUUAUGCCCAAAUGGAAAAAACCAUCAGAGGCCUCAGCUAUUGAAAGAACUGCUAACUAUGGCAUCGAGGGCAAAAGUUACUCAGUGUAUUCUACUCCUACAGCUGCUGCCCCAAGUUCUGCUGAGACACGGGUGUCCAACUCAAGGCAAAAGAUGAAGGGUUUUGAUGGCAGUGAUGGGAAGCGGGGUUCUAAUGCCUCACAGUAUGACAAUGUGCCUGGGGGUGAAAAUGAAAACGGGGUGUCUGUGGAGGAGGCAUCAGAGCGGACUCAUCCUCACAGCCCAAGAAAGCACACUGAGCCAAGUUCCAGCCCAUCAAAAGUACCCAACAGGUUUACUUUGAAAGUGCAGUCUCCCGGCCAUGUACGAUACCCAUCCCAGUUAGAAGGGGAGGAUCCCAGGGUUGCAUAUCCACCCUCCUACAGCAACCCCCCUGGUUACCGUGGAAAUUCUCCAAAACACAUCCCUGUUACCCACAGCAGCUUUGUGUCCCCACAGAUCAGCCCUGGGACUCAAAUUAACCCUUCCAGGAGACCGUAUGGCUCUUCUCUUUCAGUUGAUAUUUCUCCAGAGAAGUCCUACAGCCGCCCAAAUCCUGUUGUUCUACCAUCUAGUCGGAUUGAAGUCCUUCCCAUUGACAUUGGUGCCGGGGGGUAUGCAGGCAGUUCAGGCUCACCAAAGAAUGGAAAGUUCCUCCUUCCUCCAGUGGAUUAUUUACCAGAGAGCAGAAAGUGGUCAGAAGUUAGCUAUACAUACAGACCUGAGAUACACGGACAAUCAUGGACUCGAGAUCCUAGCCGUAGCCACUUAAGCAAUUUACCAAAAUAUGCAGCCUUUCAACAUGUACCUUUUCAGGACCAUGGCCUUCCAGAAGUAUCUGUAGACAGUCCAGUGAGGUAUAAACCUUCACCAGCUCUGGAAGAUGCCAGUUCUCCUGGGUAUCAAUAUGCAGGGCCCCCACCUCCAGCACAUCACUACAGAAAUAGAGAGGGACUUUCUAUUCAGGAAUCAGUAUUGCUGUGAGAUUUUUUGGCUGUAUUCACUGAAGACAAAAGAAUAGAUACCAUAUGGUAACCACAUUGCUAUGUUUAUAAUUGCCAAAGCAGUAUUUUAGACUAUUGUAAACAACUCAUGCAGUUCCAGUGUGUCAGUACGAGAAUGUGUGGAAAUGCUUCAUCCCAUGUCGAUGCUGCUGAAGAAGAGUGUUUCAAUUGCAUCAUCACUGAGACGUUAGUAGGAGAUGAAAAAGCUGGAGACAUAGCAGUAGCAUUUAGGGGUGCGCACACAGUGAGGUUCUAAAUGUUGUCUCUUUCCUAUCUUUCCUUCAGACCGAAUGUUUCCACUCUGGAUACAUUCUGUUCUGACUACUGUUAGAAAGCACUGAGACGCUGUAGAGGAGACGUUCUGAAGGCUGCCACUCAUUUUUAAAUAGAUGUGACAAGCACCCAUGCAUAGAUUUUAUUCACAGAAUUUAGCAAUGGUUUUUAAAACAACCUUUAAUCUAGAUCCAUGAAAUAACUGUGGGUUCCCCGCCCCCCCAUAUCUUUCUGCCCACCCUGACCCUGUCAUAUUUUAACCUAGGUUCUAAACUGAAACUGACUUUAAAAAUUUGUCCUGACUUUAUGAAUCCUACAUCUCACAGAAUGUCAUUCUCCUCCUUUUACAGCCAUUUUAGCUCUACCUGAAAAGUAAAGACACUGGGGAGAAAGGCUAACCACUUCAUGGUGCUUAAAAUAUGGUCAGUUAGCUUGAGUGUGUGGCUCUGGUCUGGCCUGUGCACAGCAUCUGCCUGCACCUUGCCAAGUGCAAGGGACUGGCUGCAGAAGUUGGAAGUCCCAGACCCUGCGGCACUCCAGGCAGUGGAAGAUCGCUUUUCAAGUUUAUUUGAAAGCGGCCUUAACUGUAAUGCUGCUCCACACCCUGCUUCAGGUUUCACAGGGCCCCAGGGGAACUGUUCACAGGGCUUUUUUUCUGCCACUCAGUCUUUACUGAGUGUAGUGGGUGGAUAUCGCUACACUUACUGGGCCAUUACAUUAUCCUGGUCAGAAGUAUGAAAAAUACCCUAAUUAUUUAUAAGCAUCUAGAAUUUUGAUCUUUGUAAAAAAGUUACUUAGUAUGUUUCUUAGUUUUUGAAAAAUUUAUCAGUGAAAAGUAAUUGAGGUUCAUGGUUUAAAAAAAAUUAAAAUAUGCUAUCGUACACUACUGUUACCAAGAUACUGACAACAUGCUGGGUUCUCCAAGAGAGAGUGUCUUUGUCCGUGUAGAUGCAUCUCUUAUUGUUAACCUUCUUGUAUCUGAAUAUCAGAAAGUAGGAAGUCCCAACAGUGAUGGCCCCCUCUUCCACAUUGGGGAUUUAAGCAUUUGAGGGACUAGAAUAUAUCUUAAGAGGAAAGUAACAUUUGUCUAGCUAGCGAACGUGACUAUUUUUUUAUGUAUAUAAUGAUUCUAAUGUAAUUUAAUCAACGUGGUAAUGAUGUUAUUAAGUGUGGAAACAAAUGCGGUAUAUUAAAGGUGAACACCACACUGAAACUCCAGCUCCUGGUUUAGAUCAUGUGGAAGGUGAGAAAUAAAUGUAUAGAAAUGUAGUUAAGGAUAUUAAUUACAGUUCUUAAAGUAUGACUCUGUGACUUAUAAGGAACCAAGCUGUACAAUUUAGUUUAUGAUGGCAGCAUCUAUGCCUCUCCAGAAAGUAUAUAUCAUAGUGGUAAAUAAUGUAGAUUAUAUAUAUAUGCAAUAUAUAUAUUACACACUAUUUUCUUAUGUCAUCUAUGGCAUUUUUUAUCUGUAUACUUUUUGAUGUGAUUGUUUUUAACAUGCUAAAAGUAAUACACAUAUUUUGUUCUGUGUCUUCUAUGUGCAGUUUUCAUGUGGCAAGGGCAUUGUACUGGUCCUUGCAGGGCCAGGCAGAUAUCCUUAUGUGCUUCCCCACAGCAUCGUACACAUGCCCCAGUUCUCUGCCUUCAUCUCCAGGGAGACCGUGUUUAGAACCGCAUCACCUUCCCUUGGUUUAAGUAAUAAUGGCAAUACGGUCUUUUCCACUAUAAAAUGCAUCUCUUGUUAGUUUUUAAGUAGGAAAUUUUAAUUUAAAAUUAUUUUGAC
Onychomys torridus (southern grasshopper mouse) is the source of this 4911-nucleotide messenger RNA. It is a transcript of the gene Usp6nl, whose product is annotated as USP6 N-terminal like. Bases 367 to 2835 code for a protein of 822 amino acids. The transcript is spliced from 15 exons. The record is from RefSeq and is a predicted model, not a curated record. NCBI's taxonomy places the organism in Eukaryota, Metazoa, Chordata, Mammalia, Rodentia, Cricetidae.